GGUGUGGUAUAUCUAGCACGAACGCUAUCGAUUUGUCACAUGCCCACUAAGUUCACCACUCCCUCACGUAACAUACUCUGACACCAUGACACUAAUCUCAAAUGAUCCCAGUUGGUGGCCGCUCAUCAAUUUGACUCGGAUCAGCAGCUAUUUUGUAGUUGCUUCCUCUGCUGGGGUGAUGUACGAUUGGGCACUGUCAUUCGGACAAGAGGUCGAACUGGUCUGGAGGCAACGCUGGUCCCUCAUGACUGUUCUGUAUCUGAGUGUGCGCUAUGUUGGAAUAAUAUAUAUAGUUAUCAGCAUAAUGUUAAAUGUCCCGACAAUCCCGGUGACACCCGUAGUGAGCUACAUUAUGUAUGUCACACGAAAUUGGACGAAUGUCGCAGUAUUCGUGAUCCUGGGUGUUAUUAUGAUCACUCGGUUACAUGCCAUGUAUCAGGGAUCCAGAAUGAUGCUGAUAUUUCUCGUUGUUGUCUUCUUGGCUGUCAAGAUUGCCACCGUAGUGAUCACCGCAAUAUCAAUGAGUCAUAUUUCAGAGGACGUGUUAAUUCUCUCCGGCACCUAUCAGUGCACUGUGGACUUUCAGGGAUCAAAUGAUUCACUUCUGGUGAUCAUCACUUCAACACUCACUACUGCAUGGGAGGUCCUCGUACUGUGUCUCGCAGUUUGGAUUGCUGUAAAACACUUUCGUGAACUGCAACGGUCGUCGACAGGAUGGAUUAUUGAGGACUAUUUCAUGGUGUUGAUGAAAACUCACGUGAUUUACUUUGCAAGCUUCGUCGUUGUUUCUUGCCUUCACCUCAUUUAUUUGUCUCCGAUGCUCUCAGCGAACUUAGAUUCCCUGGAAAAUCAUAUCUCUGUUGGUGUUCUUCAAAUUUUUCUGUUUGUCCAGAUGUUCGUGCUGGGACCACGCCUGAUCCUUGGCGUUCGACAUUAUCACGCUGAACUCCUAGCCGGCUCGGAUGCGGGAACUGCCAUGACUUCAAUAUUUUUCCAGGAGCGUGUGCAUGUGUCGACUUGCAGUAGUGUGUAGCACGCGAAAUGUUCAUUCUCGCAACCAUCCCUUGGUGAUCGAACUGAGUAUCGGAAGUUUACAGGUAAGUGUUGGUCAUGUCUCUGCCUUCCAGCUUCAUCUGAAAGAUCGAGGUGCGUCUCGCGGGCAAGCAUUGUACAGUGCUUCCAGAAUCCAUGUUUUCUUUCUGCAUUACUAUAGAUUUGUCUUAUAUUGGUUCGCCUCGCCGGCCCAGUACAUGUUCAGUCUCUGACCUUCCUUGAACAACGCCCAUCGCAAAC
Suillus paluster is the source of this 1293-nucleotide messenger RNA. RefSeq lists its product as uncharacterized. The record is from RefSeq and is a predicted model, not a curated record. NCBI's taxonomy places the organism in Eukaryota, Fungi, Basidiomycota, Agaricomycetes, Boletales, Suillaceae. The transcript has 13 exons. The coding region runs from base 86 to 1033 and encodes 315 amino acids.